AUGGUGGAUUCGCAGCGGGUCUUCGAUGGGAUGGUCCAGCACGAUGGGGUGUCGUGGAACUCGCUGAUUCAAGGCUAUGCCACCAAUGGGGAAAUGCCGAGAGCGUUGGGCAUUUUGUCGCUGAUGAUCUGGGAGAGUGAGAAGAGUUCUUCCGUGAUUCCGACACCUCGGACCUUUGUCGCUGCACUCAAGGGGUGUAGCAAGUUGGCGGUGGAAGAAGAUGGAAGGCUGGUCAAUGGAAAGCUUGUCAAGGUUUCUGCGCUCCAGAAAGUUUCGGAGAUUCACUUGGUGGCUGCGAAGUAUGGAAGGACAGACUCGACAAGCGUUUUCGUUGGCAACUCGCUGGUGGAUUUGUAUGCCAAGUGUGGGAGCCUGGAGGAUGCUCGUCGGGUGUUUGAUCGGAUGGAUCAUCGCGACAGGGUUUCAUGGAACGUUUUGAUGGCCGGAUGUGCUUUUCACGGGGAGGAGGAGGCGAGUUUGGAGCUGUUCGAGCGGAUGCUACUCCAGGGCUAUGCAGCGAACUCUCGGAGCUUUGUCACGGCACUCAAGGCCUGCUCGAGUCUGGCAGAGAAGGAAGAAGCGAUCAAGGGCUCACGGGAUGGACAGUUUGUGAAGAUUGUGGCUUUGGAGAAAGCUAUGGCUAUACACUCGCAGGCUGAGAGACUUGGCUUGGAUGUUUACAUGGCCAGCGCAAUGAUCAGUCUAUAUGCAAGGUGUGGAAGCAUCGUGAACGGGCUAAAGGUUUUCGACAGGAUGCUGUGCCGUGAUCUCGUGAUGUGGAACACGAUGAUUCUCGGGUGUGCCGAGAACCAUGACGCGGAGCUCUCUUUGGAACUGUUCGAGGCGAUGAGCAAGCAUAGCUGUGAAGCUCCGAAUGCUCGAACUUUAGUUGCGGUGCUCAAGGCAUGCGUAUAUCUGGCCGAGAAAGAAGAAGAAGCGCAGGAGAUUUGUGGGAAGAAGAUUAGAGUCAUGCUGCUCGAGAGAGGCAUGGCUUUGCAUGCUCGAGCCAAGGCAACCAUGGAACUCAAUGGCUUUCUAGCUUGCGCUCUCGUCGAGCUGUACUCCAAAAGUGGGAGCUUGGUGGACAGUAUGGCCGUGUUCGAAGCUAUGGCGCAUGAUCCAGAUGUUACGUUGUGGACUGCUUUGAUCACCGGGUGUGCUGACAAUGGGGAAGAAGAUCUAGCUCUUGAGCUCUUCUCUCAGAUGCAAAGUCAUGGAGGUUGUGCACCGGACGCUCAUAGUUUUGUAGCGGCAAUAAGAGCUUGCGGGUCUAGCUUGGCAGCAGCGAAAGAAUCCAGGGAGACGAAAGUGCUCGUGUGCGUGGAGAGAGGCAUGGCUCUCCACUUCGAAGCUACGAAACAAGGAUUUGUUUCGAACAAGUUCCUGGCCAGCGCUCUAGUCGACAUGUACGUGAGAUGCUCGAGCAUGGACGAUGCUCGCAGGGUUUUUGCUGCGAUCCAGCGUCCGGAGGUGGCAACUUGGAACACACUGCUUCUGGGAUACGUAGAAAGUGGGCAAGGGGAGCUAGCUCUCGAGACUUACGAGCAAAUGAAAGCUCGCGGUGGUCUGGAACCGAAUGCUUCGACUCUUGGCCUCGCACUGAGGGCCUGUGGAGUGGCGAGAAGAUUGGAAACUGGGAAGAGAGUCCAUGGUGAGCUAUGCAGGAGAGGCCUUGAAAGCGAUGCUGUUCUAGCAACGUCGCUCAUAGAUUUCUACGCAAAGUUUGGCAGUCUAGACAACUCUCGCCAAGUGUUCGACUCGGUUUCUACAAGGGACGUGAUCACCUGGAACGCAUUGAUAGCAGGAUGGAGCAGCCAGGGGAGCUACACGAAUUCUCUUGCAUUGUUCUACGCCAUGCAAGACGAGGAUCUAAGGCCCAGCAGUGUCACCUUCGUCUCGCUUCUCAACGCUUGCAGCCAUGCCGGGAUGGUUGAGAGGGCGAGGAAGAUCUUUCGUGCAAUGGAGGAGUCGUCCAAGUUUGCCGUGACGCCUGGUAUCGAGCACUAUGGCUGCAUGAUCGAUGUGCUUUGUCGAGCAAACCAGCUCGAUGACGCAGUGGCUAUGGUGCGAGGCAUGCCUGUGGAAGCCAAUGCCGUGGCCUGGACGAUCAUUCUCAACGAGUGCUGGAAGCGGCAAAACUUGGUGGUGGGAGCGCUUGCAUUCGACGCACUACAGAGAAUGGGUUUUACCACAUCCUCGGCCUUCACCUUGAUGACCAGAACUUAUGGAGCUGGACAAAGUUUAUAA
Molecule: messenger RNA, 2247 nt
Organism: Selaginella moellendorffii
Lineage: Eukaryota; Viridiplantae; Streptophyta; Lycopodiopsida; Selaginellales; Selaginellaceae
Product: pentatricopeptide repeat-containing protein At1g06140, mitochondrial-like
Exons: 1
Coding region: 1-2247 (748 amino acids)
Biological process (GO): RNA modification
Molecular function (GO): protein binding; RNA binding
Source: RefSeq, a predicted model, not a curated record